This is a messenger RNA of Lemur catta (Ring-tailed lemur), 4032 nucleotides long. It is a transcript of the gene GK5, whose product is annotated as glycerol kinase 5. Gene Ontology annotation, biological process: triglyceride metabolic process; glycerol-3-phosphate biosynthetic process; glycerol metabolic process. NCBI's taxonomy places the organism in Eukaryota, Metazoa, Chordata, Mammalia, Primates, Lemuridae. Gene Ontology annotation, molecular function: glycerol kinase activity. The coding region runs from base 127 to 1716 and encodes 529 amino acids. The record is from RefSeq and is a predicted model, not a curated record. Gene Ontology annotation, cellular component: mitochondrion. The transcript has 17 exons.
CCGGGGCGGGGCGGCGGCCCGGCGGGGCUCGCUGGGCCCUUAAGGUGCCCUGGGCCGCUGAGGUGACCGCCUUCACAGCGCGCCGGCUCGGUAGGCGGCUGCGGCCCGUAGGCGUGCAGGGCCGGGAUGUCGGGGCUGCCUACCGACCUGCAGCAGGGGCGCCCGGAGCAGAGCGCACGGGACCCGAGGCGCGCUGGCUUCGUGCUGGGGGUGGACGUGGGCAGCUCUGUGAUCCGCUGCCACGUCUAUGACCUGAAAGCGCAGAUCCGUGGCUCCUGCACGCAGAAGGUAGAAAAUAUUUACCCUCAAGCUGGCUGGGUUGAAAUUGAUCCUGAUGUUCUUUGGCUUCAGUUUGUUACUGUAAUAAAAGAAGCUGUCAAAGGGGCAGGAAUACAGAUGAAUCAAAUUGUUGGUCUUGGCAUUUCAACACAGAGAGCUACUUUUAUUACGUGGAACAAGAAAACAGGAAAUCAUUUUCACAACUUUAUUAGUUGGCAAGACCUACGAGCUGCUGAACUUGUAAAAUCUUGGAAUAGUUCUCUUCUAAUGAAGCUAUUACAUAGUUCCUGCCGAGUGCUUUACUUUCUCACUAGAAGUAAACGACUUUUUGCAGCCAGUUUGUUCCAUUUCACAACCCAGCAUACUUCUAUGCGAUUAGCCUGGAUUUUACAGAAUCUGAUUGAGGUGCAAAAGGCAGUUGAAGAAGAAAAUUGUUGCUUUGGGACUGUUGAUACCUGGUUGUUACAUAAACUCACAAAAGGUUCUGCAUAUGCCACAGAUUUUUCAAAUGCUAGUACAACUGGACUUUUUGACCCAUAUGAGAUGUGUUGGAGUGGGCUCCUUACCUCCGUACUUUCCAUACCACUCUCUAUCCUGCCUCCUCUGAAGGACACGAGCCACUAUUUUGGAUCAGUGGAUGAAGAGAUAUUUGGUGUGCCUAUACCAAUAGUUGCCUUGGUCGCCGACCAGCAGUCAGCCAUGUUUGGAGAAUGCUGCUUCCAGACAGGUGAUGUGAAAUUAACCAUGGGAACUGGAACUUUUUUAGAUAUUAAUACUGGAAAUAACCUUCAACAUAUUGAUGGAGGCUUUUAUCCAUUAAUUGGGUGGAAGAUUGGGCAAGAAGUUGUAUGCUUAGCUGAAGGCAAUGCAGGAGACGCUGGUACUGCCAUAAAGUGGGCUCAAGAAUUAGAUCUUUUCACAGAUGCUGCUGAGACUGAGAAAAUGGCCAAAAGUUUGGAAGAUUCUGAAGGAGUUUAUUUUGUUCCAUCUUUUAGUGGAUUGCAGGCUCCAUUGAAUGACCCCUGUGCAUGUGCCUCAUUCAUGGGUUUGAAGGCUUCUACCAGUAAAUACCAUCUCGUACGAGCCAUAUUGGAGUCAAUAGCUUUCAGAAACAAACAAUUAUACGAGAUGAUGCAGAAAGAGAUCCAUAUUCCUAUAACAAGAAUUAGGGCAGAUGGAGGAGUUUGUAAGAAUGAUUUUGUCAUGCAGAUGACUUCAGACUUGAUUAAUCAGAACAUAGACAGACCUGUCCACAUUGACAUGUCAUGCUUUGGUGCAGCUUCUUUAGCUGGUCUUGCUGUUGGGUUUUGGACCGACAAGGAGGAACUAAAGAAAUUAAGGCAAAGCGAAAUAGUUUUCAAGCCACAGAAGAAAUGUCAAGAAUAUGAAAUGAAUAUGGAAAACUGGGUCAAAGCCGUGAAACGAUCCAUGAAUUGAUUUUAUAUAUUUGACUGCAGAUGACAAAAAGAUUGAAUCUUAAAAGUGCCAAACACUCUGGGUGCUGUAAGGUAGGAACUUCAUAAAUAGUCCCUUCUGGACUUAUACUGGGGACCAGUUGUUACUUUAAAAUAGUCCAUCAAAUCAUAACUUGGUAAGAGAAAAAAAUAAUAACAAAAAAUAAAAUAAUCCAGCCCAGGAGUCUGGCAAGAAUUUUGUAAUUUUUUGAGGGGAGAUGUAGCGCUACCCUGGAGUUCUUUGACUUUCAGUGGUUCUAGAGUCAUCCCAGAGAUAGCCUAGAAGGCUUGAAUCCAUCCUAAAGGAUUCUGAAUCCCUUUGGGAAAUUUAGAUCAUGUUUUUUCAAUAAAAGUUAUAAGCCCCAAGCACGCUUUAGACAUUUAUGACCUACCUGGUCCCAGAAUCAUCUCACAUACCCAAAGCCUGGUCAUCUGGUUAAAACCAGUCAAAAUGGGUAACCUCAAAAAGGUAAAUAGGUGAUUCAAAAUCAUGUUGGUUUUUUAAAUUUUGGAGCCUCAUAGCCAUAAAUAUUUUGUCACCAGCAUCUAUUCUAAAUCACUCCCUGUAUCGUCACCAUAUUCUCAUGGGACCUUUGUUCUAAAGGAACAAGGAAUGAUCUUGGGAGUAGGAAGGACAGAGAUAGGAACCUGCAAAAUCAGAUAUUUCUGAACUUUCUCUGUUACUCUAUAUCUAUAGUCUUUCUCCCCUUUAUUGUAAAUUGGGUCUGUUAUAAAAUGGCUAUGUCUAGACAUAUAUCUGUAUUGCUUAGGGAAAAAAGAUACCAAUUUAUCUUUGUAAGAAACUGCCAAGCUGUUUUCCAGAGUAGCUAUACCAUUUUACAUUCCCACCAGCAAAGUCUGAGUGAUCCUGUUUGUCUACAUGCUCACCAGCAUUUGGUGUUGUCACUGUUUUUUAUCUUAGCCAUUCUGAUGGACGUGUAGUGAUAUUUUACUGUGGUUUUAAUUUAUAUUUCCCUAGUUAAUAACGAUGUUGAACAUUUUUAUGGGCUUCUUUUUUUUGCCAUCUGUUUAUCCUCUUCAGUGAAAUUUCUGUUCGUAUCUUUUGCCCAUUUACUAAUUGGUUGUUGGCUAAUGAGGCAUAUGAUUAAAUAUCAUUUUAAAAGUUUUUUUUUAAAAAAAUGAGUCCAAUGACUUAAGAAGUCAUUAAGUAGGAUUUUUCAAAUCCUUCUAAGCAAAGUGUUUAUAGCAUUUUGAACAUGAUUUUUCAAUGUACUGAGCACAAAAGUUCUUAUAUUCCUUCCGUGCUCAUUACAGAGUAUGGUACUAAUACUGUGUAAUAGCAAAAAAGUUUCAAAGAUACCUUUACUUAGAAUGUUAAGUAGAGUGUACAGAUAUAUACUUUGUACAUAGCUAUCAUAAUGUUUCUAACCUUUUUUAUUUACAAUAAGCUGAUUUGUUUAAAGUUUCUAGGAUGAUUUUUUUGGUGGAAAAUUAAUUAGAAAUUUUUCUGUUUGUGCAAGAUGGCAAAUAUAGAUUCCAAUUCACAUGCAUCAGUAAAUUCAUAAUCUUACUUCUCUGAUGUCCUUUAUGAAUUCCACAGUUUUAUUAAAUAGUCAUUGAGGACCUCAUAAACCAUUGUUAAGAUCAAUGGAUAAAAUCAAGGAUGCACAGCAAUAGAAAUAUUUUUCAUAUGUAUGUGAAUUUUUCCCUUACCUUUUUAUCUACAUUAAGUUUUAGAUUUGUUUUUCAAUUUUACCUGGACAUUCUUAUUUAAUACUAUUUCCUUGUUUUGUUUUCUGCACAUUAAGAAAGUCACAAGAAACCAGGUACUGUGGCACCCACCUGUAGUCCCAGCUACUGGGGACACCAAGGCAGGAAGAUCGCUUGAGACUAAGAGUUCGAGGCCAGCCUGGGCAACAUAGUGAGACCCCGUCUCAAAAAAAAUCACAGAGAAACAGCAUAUGUUAACUACAAUUAUGACUUGAGAUAAACUUGGGCUUAUAUGGUUAGAGAAGAAGGGUUUUAUGUAACUUUCCCUCUCUUUAUUCUAUAUUCUACAUUCCUGCACAAUGGAAAUUACUAGAGAAGAUGGUUAAUUCUUUGUGGUGGGGAAAAUAUCAUUUGUUAUAAAAAUAUACUGUGUUUUUAAAUAUUUAGAAAGAUUAUAAAUAACUAGAGGAAAGGUAAUUUCAUGUACUAAUAUGAUGGAAUUAGCCUAGCAGCUGUUAAAUAUCCCUUUUGAAAGUUAUAAUCUAAUCUAAAAUUAUUUGGGAAACUACAAUGAAAUAGUGAAUGAUUGUUCUGUACUUGUUGGUGUAUUAAAUUCAUUUUUUAUUCA